AUGGAGCACCCAUGUUCAGUGGGAUUUCUUCUACUUCUGUCACUGUUGUCGUUCGGUGCUUGUGCGCAUACUCCGGCUUCCCAGAACCCAGUGAUUUGUAAUCACAGUGACUUGAAGGCUUUGACCGAUUUCUCUACCUGCUUUGAAUCGGCCAUUCUUGACUGGAACCGCUCUGCCUCCUCCGAUUGCUGCACUUGGCCUGGUGUUACAUGUGAUAACAUAACUGGUCUAGGCACGAGGGUGGUAAGCUUGGAACUUGGCAACAGAGCACUUACUGGAAGAUUCUGUGAACCACUUUCAGGUCUUGAUCAAUUGAGAUUCUUGAACCUGUCUUACAAUUUCUUCACAGGGUUUCUUCCUGAUGAAUUGUUUUGUCUGCAAAACUUGGAGGUGAUUGACUUGAGCAACAAUGGUUUUGUGGGCAAAAUCAACAUAUGCAAUUGUGCAUCUUCCAAUCGGCUUCAGGUGCUUAAAAUGUCAAAUAAUUAUUUUUCCGGGAGCAUACCAGAAAGUUUACGUAAUUGUUCUUCUUUGCAUCGUCUAUCCAUCAAUGGAAACAGUCUAUCAGGGAGAUUACCUGAAAGCAUAUUUCAGUUGCGGAAUCUGAAGGAACUAUAUAUGCAGUACAAUGAGCUCUCAGGGCCACUGAAUAGUGAGAUUGGUAACCUGUCAAACCUAGUGAAAUUGGACAUUUCCAGAAAUGGCUUUUCGGGGAUUCUCCCGGAUAUCUUUAACAGCCUCACGAGGCUUGAGGUUUUCUCUGCAGGACGGAACAGAUUCACACGUCAGUUGCCAACAACACUGGUAAAUUCUCAAUCUCUUCAGAUUCUCAGUUUGACUAAGAACUCUUUUGGUGGUUCCAUUAAUAUGAAUUGCUCUGCAAUGAAAAACCUUACUUCACUUUGUCUUGGUGCCAACAAUUUUCUCGCUCCAAUCCCUGGUAGUUUAUCAGAUUGCCCCAGAUUGGAAGCAAUAAGCCUUUCCUCCCAAAAUCUCAGCGGUGAAGUUCCCGUCAGCUUUAAAAAAUUUGCGUCCUUAACCGCUCUUUCACUCUCAGGUUCUGCUCUACGUAAUAUAGCUUCAGCUCUAAAUAUUUUACAACAUUGCAGAAACUUGAGAGCUCUAGUCCUUACAAAUAACUUCCAUAACGAAGAAAUGCCAGAAGAUCCAAUUAUAGGGUUCAAGAGUCUCGAGGUUUUAAUACUGGCCAAUACUCAAAUCAAAGGCUCAGUUCCAGAGUGGUUGAGGGGAUGUAAGAUGUUGCAAUUUUUGGAUUUGUCAUGGAACUCUUUAAGUGGAAGCAUCCCCUCUUGGAUUGGCAGGUUCGAUCAUCUUUAUUAUUUAGACUUGUCGAAUAAUUCCUUCACCGGUGAAAUGCCAGAAAGCUUGACCAUGAUUUCAAGCCUACAAAACAGCAAUUUCUCAUCACGAGGGACUUGCUCAUCUCCAUGCUUGUCCUUCUACAGCAUUCGAACUAGAAGGGAUGCUCAAACUCCACAACGAAACAGGUUGGAGUAUUCCAGUCUUUCAAGGUUCCGUCCAUCUUUAAUGCUGAGUCACAACAAGCUUGAAGGAUCCAUAUGGCCAGGUUUUGAAAAUCUGAAAGGCCUUCAUGUGAUGGAUCUCAACCACAACAGACUCUCAGGAGUAAUUCCUGAUGGGUUAUCAGAGAUGACAAUGAUGGAGAAUCUGGAUUUGUCUCAUAACAGGCUCAAAGGGGAAAUACCACUAUCGUUGGUAAAGCUGAGUUUUUUAUCUGCAUUUGAUGUGUCUUAUAAUCAGUUGCAAGGGGAGAUUCCGAAGGGAGGUCAGUUUGAGACAUUUCCAUCUUCAAGCUUUGAAGGAAACAUGGGACUCCGUCGAUCUGGUCCUGUUCUUCCUAAAGCGAUGGAGGCUCCAACUCCAACGUCUCCCCACAAAGAUGCCGAGUUGACAUAUUUGUCAUUUAAAUUCGGGGCUGCAACUGGUUUUGUUAUUGCCUUCACCAUUUGGUUCUUUCAUGGAUGGUGGUCUCCAUGGGCUGUUAUGCGCGUAUACAACCGACGGAGGAAUUAACGCCGGCACGGUGAAGCUUGCUGGUGUUCCUGGCCUUCUGGGUAUCAUGAUAUUAUAUCGUUUUCAAAACUCAACGUAACUUGGUCUCUUUUUUUUUUUUUCAGCCAUCCUCAGCGUAACUUUGUCGUUUAACGGGUUUAGCUCAAGUUGUUGAAUAAUAAUUAAUAGAAUAUGAAACUCAAGGUGACUCU
Messenger RNA from Neltuma alba, 2246 nucleotides. RefSeq names its product phytosulfokine receptor 1-like. NCBI's taxonomy places the organism in Eukaryota, Viridiplantae, Streptophyta, Magnoliopsida, Fabales, Fabaceae. Bases 1 to 2055 code for a protein of 684 amino acids. Gene Ontology annotation, molecular function: protein binding. The transcript has a single exon. The record is from RefSeq and is a predicted model, not a curated record.